Messenger RNA from Syngnathoides biaculeatus (alligator pipefish), 3908 nucleotides. Its product is annotated as transmembrane protein 238-like. The transcript has 2 exons. Bases 689 to 1132 code for a protein of 147 amino acids. NCBI's taxonomy places the organism in Eukaryota, Metazoa, Chordata, Actinopteri, Syngnathiformes, Syngnathidae. The record is from RefSeq and is a predicted model, not a curated record.
UAAUCAUUAUUCACAGCUGUAGUAUGAAUGACCUGUAGUUUAUAUAGUGGAAGCGAAAGCAGCCUCAGAAGUGGAUAUCAAACUAGUAGCCCUUCACAUUAGUCCGUACCUGAGAGGUAGCUCUUUCAAAAUGAUUGGCAAGUAUAUCACUCUUGUAUUUUUUUUUAAUAAUCAAUCCCAGAUAAACAGUAAUGGUGGGGAACCAAUAUACAAUAUCAGAUUUGAUUAACUGAUGCAAUAGAAUAAUCAGUUCUGGAAAUAUUCAAUAGUGACAGCUCUAAUAAUUGAAUCUGAACUGGGGCUCUAACAUGACAUAUUUGAAAAGUAGGUGGCAGAUAUCUGAAGAUGUCAUAUACGUACAGUGCAUUGGGAUGAUCGUCAACGUGCUUCCUUCCCCCCCUCACAUUGUGUUAGGAAAUACAGUACUGUGCUGUAGAGUACUCUGCUCAGCUUUCAUUCUGUACUUCACCAGUCUGUGAGAGUUAUGAAGGAUUUAUACUUUGUGUCUCACAACCAGUGAUACUGCAACGCUUUUGUGACAGACGACGUAGCAGGUUAUAAAACCAACACCAAAAGAGCAAAUUGCAGGUAGUGUCCUUUGAGCCCCUCCUCCAUUGAGUCCCCACCUGCGGUCUCUCACCGGUCUCACCUUACAGCCGUCCUACUGACACAGACACCGCACGCUGACAUGGAACCAGCCUACCGGGGUCUGGGUCGCUGCGUCUGUUGUUUCUGGCUCGCCGUGGCCUUCGACGUCUUGGGACUGCUCGUCCUUCUCAUCGGGGUGUUCGUCAAUGUAUUUUUCUACGACCUACUCAUCUACGCCGGUGCCAUUGUCAUCUUCCUUAGCCUCAUUUGGUGGGUGUUUUGGUACUCCGGCAACAUUGAGGUCCUCUCCGCAGAACUUGAGGAUGACGUGGGCCUGGUAAAGAAGGACAAGGGCGCUCUGGGUGGCAUCAGCGUGGUGGUCCGGCGGCUGUCCACCCGUGUGUACAGCGGCAUCAGGAAUUCUUUGCGCAGGAACGGAGGCGCGCAGAGACAUGUGCCUCUUCGGUGGAGUGGAAUGAUGCAGCGAUGCCACCCACAGCAACAGAGACUUUCCCGACAUAAUGGAAGGGAAGACCAGUGGUGAGGACUUUGCCAUGACUGUAUUAUCAAUCAAUUAUUUUGUAGUAACUAUAAUUUUAGAAUCACAACGUGACCAUAGUGCAUUUUUUUAAAAAGUGUAGUAAUUUAGCAUUUUGUAUAUACGAUUUACAAUCAUAUCAAAAUAUUAGGGAUGGUCGAGUAUCAAUAGGAGAUAAUUGUAUUGAGCGAUACCAGUUUUAUUUGAAGGUAUCAGGUACUUGUGAAGGCUACUGAUCCCAGCCAUUGAGAGUUACAGGCCAAAAAAAAAAAUCAGACAUUGACAGUAGAGUGCACUACUCUGCAGCAGUUUGACACAUCACUAAAUCAUAUGCUGUAGGGGGAAAAAAUAAUUACUGUAUAGAAAUUGUAUUUAUCAAAAGCAUUAUUCAGUGCUCUGUAUCAGUAUUUGCAUAGCUGGUCGUGCAACCCCACCACAACUUUUUUUUUUUAAUCUGUUUUCAGUUCAAAUUGGUGGUAAUCAAUCACUUUCUGCCCACUGAAGUAUUCCAGUACCUAUUACUUAAAAACAUGUGUCACAUAUAUGCUGUACAUGUAUUAUGUGCUUUUCCACUGUAAUUUAGUACAGCCUUUUCUGUAACAGCAGACGUUUUCCUCUUAUUGCGAUAAAAUCAAAAGUGGGUCACCCAUUUUCGACAAGUUGAAGUUAAAAAAAUAUGGCUCAUUGCCUCAUAAUUGCGCCUAGAGAUUCUUUCCAUUAAAGUUGGGCACAAAAUCGGUGACUAAAAGGGCAAACCCCACAGGACUCCCUGAGAUACACGGUCGAACGCCUUCUCCGAGUCCACAAAACACAUGUAGACUGGUUGGUUGAACUCUCAUGCAACCUCAAGUACCCUGCUGAGGGUGAAGAGCUGGUUCACUGUUCCACGGCCAGUACAAAAACCAAAUUGCUCCUCCUGAAUCUGAAAUUGGGUUUCACGACGGACCCUCCUCUCCAGCACCCCUGAAUAGACCUGAAUCUGAAAUUGGGUUUCACCAUGGACCCUCCUCUCCAGCACCCCUGAAUAGACCUUACCCUGGAAGCUGAGCAGUGUGAUCCCCCUGUAGUUGGAACACACCCUCUAGAACCCCUUCUUAAAAAGGAACGACCACCCCAGUCCGCCAAUCCAGAGGCAUUGUCCCCGAUGUCCAUGCGAUAUUGCAGAGGCAUAUCAUCCAGGACAGCCACACAACAUCCAGAGCCUUUAGGAGCUCCGGGCGACUCUCAUCCAACCCCAGGGCCCAGCCACCUCGGGGAUCUCAAACCCCUAAGAUAGAAGAUCCUACCUCAGAGAACCCAGAUUCUGCUUACUCAUGAGAAGGUGUGUCGUUGGAAUUGAGGAGGUCUUAGAAGUAUUCUCCCCACCAACUCAAAACAUCCCGAGGAGAGGUCAGCAGUGAACCAUUCUCACUAUACGAAGUGUUGGCGGUGCACUGCUUACCCCUUCUGAGACUCCGGACAGUGCACCAGGAUUUCCUUGAAGCUGUCUUAAAGUUGUUCUCCAUGGCCUCACCAAACUACUCCCACGCUUUGGCUUCUGGCUCAGUGACCACCAAAGCUGCAUUCCACCUGGCCAGCCGGAGGAGGUGGGAGUUAAAACUGGCAGGAUAAUCUGCCACCCGUUCCCAACAGACCCUCACAAUACUUUUGGGCCUGCCACGCCGGACUGGCAUCUUCCCCACCAACAGAGCUAACGCACCACUUGGUGGUGAUCAGUUGAUAGCUCCACCCUUCUCUUCAACUGAGUGCCCAAGACAUGUGGCCGCAAGUCUGAUGACACGACAACAAAGUCGAUCAUCGGACUGCAACCUAGGGUGUCCUGGUGCCAAAUUUGGACACCCUUAUCCCUCAGCAUGUGUUCAUUAUGGAUAAUCCGUGAUGAGCACAAAAGUCCGGUAACAGAACACUACUUGGGUUCUGAUCCAAGGGGUUUUUCUUCCCAAUCACCCCCUUCCAGGUCUCACUGUCAUUGCCCGUGUGGACAUUGAAGUCAACCAGUAGAAUGAUCAAGUCCCCAGAGGGAGCGUUCUCCAACCUCUCAAGAGGACUGGUACCCGAGCCCAAGCGGUGGGUAGAGGCGAGUCCAACUUUAUCUCUUCGGAACUUCUCGACCUCACACACCAGCUCGGGGUAACUUCCCUGCCAGAGAGAUGACAUUCCAUGUUCCUAGAGCUAAUUUCUGGAGUGGGGGAUCAGAUAGCCAAGGUCCCCGCCUAUGGCUCCUACCCAGCUCACAUUGCACCCGACCCCUGUGGCCACUCACACAUGUAGUGAGCUCCUGGGAAGGGGCCCAAUAUCACCCUUUCGUGCUGUUCCCAGCUGAGCCCCAUGGGUGCAUGCCCGGCCACCAGGCGCUCGCCUUCGAGCCCCACCUCCAGGCCUGGCUCCAGAGGGGGGCCCCGGUGACCCACAUCCAGGCAAGGGAAACCAAGAUCCAAUUUUUGUAGUCAUCAUAGGGGAUUUUGGAGUCGUACUUUGUCUGGUCUCUCACCUAGGACCUGUUUGACAUGGGUGACCCUACUAGGGGCGUGAAGCCCUAGACAAUUUAGCUCCUAGGAUCAUCGGGACACACAAACCCCUUCACCACGAUAAGGUGACUGGUCAAGGAGGGGACCAAAUAUCACACCUUCACUAAUGUAUUAUCAACACUGAAGUAUUAACACAACCCGGUAUGGGUUUUAUUUUUAAAGAUAAUAUAUUACACUGUUGUAAUAAAGACAGUAUUAUCAUCUCUUAACCAAUCUUUUCGUGUGCGUGUGUGUGUGGGGGGGGGGGGGGGGCU